GGCCAUCGCUGGGGCCAUGCGUCGCUCCCGCCCUGGACUUGUGGAUGCAACGAGCAUCGGCCCGGUGUCACGGAAGUAAGUUCUUUGAUGUCUGGUGAGCUCUCUGCCUAGUUCAGACCCCACAAAACACCAUUUGAUGAUGCUUCUCAAUUGCAACCCUGGGAUAUGGAAGCAGCAUUUUGAGAAACAGAUGAAUGGAAAUAAGAGCCCAUUUUGAGAAAACCAUGGCAAAACCAAUUAAAAAAUACAGUGUUUAUUCUCCUAUAUCUACAGUAUCUUCUCUUCUAGCAAGUUGCAGCUUGAACAGCAGUAAUUCCUCUAACUCCGGUGGCUCUAUAAAAUAUAAAGACAAGCUUUACAACUCUGCUUCUCAGGCAUUACAGGCCUACAUUGAUGAUUUUGAGCUAAAUUGUCUGUCUCAUGAUAAAAGUAUUAGAAAGUUUAGCCUUGGUCCGAAUUCCGACUUCUCCAGAUUUCUUUCUAAAUCCCCAAGUGGUUUUCAAGACUUCGACUACAAAAGAUCAAAGUCAUCUUGUAGAAACCAAAUGAUUGGUGACAUAGACUCUAUUAGCCUAACAACUGAUGAUCUAGUACAUUUUCCACCAGAUGGAUCACUGCCUACCUAUACUUAUACUGGAUCACUACAUCAAAAUAGCAAACAGGACAGAAAAUUUCUUAAAAAAACUUCAUCAGAAAAUGAAAGGAAUCCCAGUUUUCCAGAUCCUUACAAUUCUGUGGGAAAUAAGGACCUGUUUACUCCUGUUCUAUUCCCAGAUACCAAUGAAAAACAUUGUGGUGUGAUAAAAAAUACUUCAAAUAAACAUUGCAAAUAUGUUUCUGCAUCAUCAGAAUAUUCUUCAGGGAUGCCUUCUCCCAAAGAAAAUUCAAAGCAUCGUACUAGAAAAAAUUACCCAAGAUGGCUUACUAGCCAGAAGUCUGACCUUGACGUGUCAGGGAUAACUAGUAUUCCUGAUUACAGUUAUCCACUUUGGCUACACGAUCAAGAUCUGUUACCUGAUUCAUCCAGUCAAAGUAGUUCUCAGAUGCAAAAAAAAGAACAACACAAUUAUGUGGAGAAAAGGAAAACUCAGUUUGAUCCUAAAUUGGAUUGUUAUGAACAUUCACUUAAACACUGUAGCAUUUCAGACUCCAGGAGUGACAAAGUAUUAGUUAAUUGUAAACACAGUUGUGAACUUGGUCAGUUUCAGUGUGAGAGUAUGCCUUUCUCAGGGCAAUCCAAAAAGCCAUUCAGUGAUGACAAAAUUGAAUUGCUUAUCCUGAAGGCCAAAAGAACUCUAGAGCAUUCUUCUGAAGGAUUAUCAAGUACCAUGAAAAAUGAUGUCAGUCCCUGUUCACUAGAUAAACUAGAAGCAGAAAGAUCAUGGGAAAAUAUUCCGGUUACUUUCAAAUCACCUGUGCCUGUGGAUUGUGGUGAAAGACCUCAACAAAUCGUAAAAGUGAAACGUGUUCAUGAGUUCCUUGAGGAUUGUUUAAAUAAGGGUAAUCCUAGAAGCACGCUCUCUGGAGGUAAACAUCAUGGUCCAGUUGAAGCUCUGAAACAAAUGUUGUUUAACCUUCAAGCAGUGCAAGAAAGUUUUAAUCGGUAUACAUAUGCUGAGCAAGAUGAAGAGAUUAAACAAAGAGAUAAUUUUUAUUCUUGGAAUAGCUUUAGCUGCAUCCCCAAAAUGUUGUGUCCAGAGGAUGAAGGUUCUGCAAAAGAAGAUGUAAUUCCUAUUACUAAAUCUCUUGAAAAGGCUUUGUACCAUUUGUCCCGUCUGAGAGAACUAGUUGAAGAUACCCGUUGCAAAUCGAACCUAAUACAAUCACGGAAGAAUGAAGAGAGAAAAAACUGUCUAACCAACAAAAAUUGAGAUUUCUUUUUAAAUGCUCACAAGUGGGCUAAAAUGGAUUUUUUUUUGUUAUUUCAGAGGUAAAUUGUCCUGCUCCCUUAAAAUAAAAUUCUUAAAAUGACAUUGUUUUACACCCUAACUUCAUUGCAUACCCAAAUAAUAGAACUGAAGAUUUAUCAUAAAGCCCAACCUACCUGUUUUCAGGCUAGCAAAUGUUUAAGUCACAUUAGAUGGAUAAUUUCUGUUCUUUCCUUCAAGAUUUCCACGAAUUUUUUUUUGCUAUAUCCUAUUCCUCUGUUUUAGUACCUCAAUAAGAAGUCUAUUUUCUUAUAUCUCUGUAGUAGUAGACUGCUUACUAUAAACAGAAUCCUAUUUCAUUAAGCUUGACAAAUUAUAAAAAUUUCUAAGGUGAUAUAAUACAAAAAGUAUUAUGGUGAAAGCUUAUUGCUACAGUGUUCACAAGAUGCAUGAUCAUUUUUGUUUUCACAAAGCAUAUAUUAAAGGUUUAGGGUAUUUGCAAACAAAAACAAAUUGAGGAAUUAGGAAAUGUAGAGUUCAAAAAAAGAUUACUAGUUCCAUAACAGUUGUACUCUAGGUGCUUCACAGUCCCAUAUGUUGGUUCCAACUGUAUUUGAAUUUAGCAUAUCUGUAGGUUGCUUUCUGUCUAUGGGUAUUUGGAUCAUCUACCUCACUAAGCCAAACAAGUUAUAUGAUAAUAAAUGAAUUACUAAUGCUUUGAAGGUAUUUUUAGGCAUAUCGCAUCAUUUCAGGAUCUAAAUUCUCCACAAAUCAGCUUGUUGUGCUGUAGAGGUAUUUCUCUGAGCUGAUCAGAGCCCCUGAUUACCCGAACACCAACCACAGGAAACAUCUUUGCAAUUUUAUUUUAGUGGAAAAGUUUUAAAAUGUCUCUAAUAUAACUUUUUGAAAGACUUGAUGUCUUUAAUAACAUUUGUAGUAGUAUCGACAUAUAGACAAUAUCUUCCUAACUUAUCAAAACAGCAUUUUUUUCCAAAGAUUUUCUUCCAAAGAGACAGUAACUUUUGAACCCAUUAUUAUACUAUAUUCCUUAUUCAAAUAAUUCCUUGUAAAUACUUCCUAAGAUAACAAUGACUCACCACCAUGCAAAACAAAAGAAUAGGCUGUUUCAAAGAAUUAGAGUUAUGACAAAAUUUACACAAAAAUCAGGCAAGACUAAAUAACACUAAAAAAAAAAAGACACCAAAGUGAGUCCUAACACUAGCAAAGCAGUAUUUAUUAAAACUGUCUGGUACUGAAAAAAGAAUAGAGAAAAUCGACUGAUGAAACAGAGUAAAGAACCUAGAGAUAGAAGCCAAUCUGAAUAAAAGGUUUUGGGUUUUUUUAAUAAAUCCAUUUUUUAAAAACACUUGGGAUUGGUUAAAUUAAAUCAAUAAAACUAAGAAAACUGGGUAGUCAUAUAGCAGAAAAAUAGUUUUGGAACCAUACCUCACAAAAUACACCACAAAAAAAACCCCACCAAUUAAUUCAGUGGUCUCAGUAUAAAUCUGAGAAAAAAGGAAUAACAUCUCAGCUAUAGAGAGGAACAAAUAGAAAUUGGAGACAAAUUUAAUGGCUUUUAUUAUGCAAAGAAAAAAGGAUUUUACACAGCAAAGAAAAGUACUCUCUAACAUGAAAAGAAAUAGGUUAGGAACAAUAGUUGCAGUAAAGAUAUUAGAUACAGGUAUUACAUUUAGAAUCUGUAAGGAAAUUAUACACAUCUAUAAAACUGACAAUUCACUCUGCCUGUUUGGAAAAUGGCCAAAGGGAAAGGUAGUCUAUUUGUGAAUGAGAAAAUACAAACAUGAAAAGAUAUGUAAAUCUGUAAUAGUGAAACUGUAGUCAAGAAAAGCUUAAGAUACCAAUUUCUACUCCAAUAGAAAAAAUAGCAAAAAAUUAGCAAAUCUAGCGUUGGUGGGACUGUGGGAAAAGUAGGCAUGCUAAUACGUUGCGCAUUAGCCCGGUACAAACAUACAUUUUGGAAAACAAACUUCAGUAAGUCCUAAAACUAAUAACACAUUUGGACCCAGGUAUUCCAGCUUUAUCCCAAAAGCAUCAUAAAAAAAAAAAAACUCAUUUGUACAAAAUAUUCACAGUUUCUAUAGUCACAAAAAUUUAGAAAAAAUACAUAUCCAAAAAGUGGAGAUGGCUGAAUAAAUUAUGAUGUUAAUAUAAUGGUUUGUUAUGGUAGUAUAAACUAUAAAUGUGAAGCAUACCAGGAAAUACAGAAAUAUCUAUGCAAAGUGAUACAAUGUGACGCAUACCAGGAAAUAUGGAAAUAUCUAUACAAAGUGAUGUAAGGAGAUCAGAAAAACUGGAACUGUAUAUAUUUACUAAAACUAUAUAUAUGUAUGUAUGUAUUUAUGUGUGUGUGUGUGUGUG
Molecule: messenger RNA, 4247 nt
Organism: Phascolarctos cinereus (koala)
Lineage: Eukaryota; Metazoa; Chordata; Mammalia; Diprotodontia; Phascolarctidae
Source: RefSeq, a predicted model, not a curated record